AUGGUAUUGGGUCAGGCAGAGGUUCAAUGGAGAUUGCAGACUGUUUUGGAGAAGAUCGGGUGUUUGUUUGGCACUUUGCAGACUGAGAGGAAUAUAGACUUUUCAGUCAGUGGUGUUCUGCCACUUGCUGGGAGGUUCUGCUUUGCUGCAGAAUCUGAUGUGUUGCAGUUCUGCUAUAUUGUUGAGAUGGGUUUGAUGAUAGCUGCUGCGAUGCUGAUGCUUGGUUGCUAUUGUGGAUUGGAGAUGUUUGCUGCCAGGUUGCAAUGA
This is a messenger RNA of Ilex paraguariensis (yerba mate), 267 nucleotides long. The record is from the annotation of a GenBank genome assembly. NCBI's taxonomy places the organism in Eukaryota, Viridiplantae, Streptophyta, Magnoliopsida, Aquifoliales, Aquifoliaceae.